This is a messenger RNA of Ectocarpus sp. CCAP 1310/34, 207 nucleotides long. The record is from the annotation of a GenBank genome assembly. NCBI's taxonomy places the organism in Eukaryota, Phaeophyceae, Ectocarpales, Ectocarpaceae.
AUGGCAGUCGAUUUCUCGAAGUCACAUAAGGCGCCCAUGCUUCUCAUCGAUCUCUCGGAGGACGUCAUGUUCGCCUUAUGGAAGUUCUGCGGCACCUGCGGCAACAAGACCAUGGCCCAGCCUGCCCUCAAGAUGCUUCAGCCGAUACCACUCGUCCACUCUGCUCUAGCAGUCAAGGAGGAAGACAAGAUGUCUGCAGCACAGUGA